Molecule: messenger RNA, 10624 nt
Organism: Hypanus sabinus (Atlantic stingray)
Lineage: Eukaryota; Metazoa; Chordata; Chondrichthyes; Myliobatiformes; Dasyatidae
Exons: 10
Coding region: 230-1147 (305 amino acids)
Source: RefSeq, a predicted model, not a curated record
GAAGGACUCAAAUAGACGCAGCACAGUAGCUGGUGCCCGUGGUUCAUCCAUUUUACUGGAUCCCGGUGUCAAAGUUAAUCCCGAGAAGAAUGAAAUUCUUUGGUCGUUCACCUCCAGCCACAAAAGUCCUCUCACCAUUUUGCAUUACAUCCCAAGUUUCCAGAAGUGGGCAGAACCCAGUGAACAGUUCAACUCCCGGCUACAGUUUAUUCAGUUCAAUGGCUCUCUGAUGGUGAACAGAUUACAAGCCGGUGAUCAAGGAGAUUACAGCUUCACGAUGGAUAGCCGACUGUUGAAAGUAAUAAGCGUGCUCGUCUUUGAGAAGCUGUCCAAACUAUCCAUCCGGAACAACGGCAGCUCUCUGCAUUCCACCAUCCAGCUCAACUGUACUGUUGACGGAGAUUCUCUGAGCUACCAAUGGCGGAAAGACGGAAGGGAGCUUUCCCAGGAUCAGUUGCUGGACGGUAACAAAAGCCUUGUUAUCCCGAGCGCUUCCAGAAGUGACUGUGGAACUUACACCUGUGAUGUCACCAACCCCGUCAGCUCUGUCCAGGCAAACUACUCGCUAACUAUUCACGGUCUUCCUCUGGUGGAGACUAGCAUUGUGGUCACAUCAAUUAUCGGAAUAGUAUUCUCCGUUGUGUCAUUUUUUGGUCUGCUGCUCCUGUGUUUCUUUAGGAGGGAAAAGGAAAGAGGUUCACUGAGGCAGUUCAAAUACUUGUUUUUGCUCCUAUUUAUCUGUAACACACUGUCUCUUCUUGUUAUUUCCAUUGCCCUCAUUUCCUGGAUUGCAAUAAAAGGAGCUGCCUCUGCAUCUGUGGUUACCCUGUUCAUUGUGGUUGCCCUGCUGCCUUUGAAUGUGUGCCUGACCAUCACCAUUUGGAAUCAGGGCUGCCAGUGUAUCGGAAAGUUCUUAGACUGCACAGGUUUACGCGCUUCGAUUGACUUCUGUGGCGUCAUGAGUUCCGUCAUUGUGAUCGCCAUUUCCAUUGUCAUCCUCACUGAGGAGAUUCAGCAAAGCAAUCAAGGCUGUCAUGUGUCAUAUCUAACCUGGAGCACGGUGGCCCCAUUGAUCAUAGUUGCUGCGAUAAUCUUCUUUUCAUUUUUAAUAGUAUGGAAGAGAGGUAGCAGUUCAAGCAGUGAAUGAAACAAUGAAGGAACACCACAGGACCCUACGCUCUCUGGUUUCCUGAACAGGCGUGAAGAGAUUGUUACAAUACAUUGCGGAGAGGAACCCAGCAUGUUAAGCUUCAUUGGUGGAACUGAAUAAAAACACAAUUUAUUUCCAGCAUCUGCAGAUUCACUCGUGUUGGUGGAACUGGUGAUAUUUUGGGUUAUUUGACAGCACUGCCCCGCCAGAGCCAAGAUACUUGAAAUUAGAUGUGCACAUUAUUUUGCAUCUCCUUCUCCAUGGAUUGUCACCUUGUCGUGGUGGAGAAGCUUGUGUGGUCCUGAGAUCCCGAGAGCGAUGCCGUCUGGAGCUAUGCUCCUGGUAGGGUCACCCAUGGCGGUAAGGUCAAGUGUGAGGUCCCUGACAAAGAGCAAUCCAACCAAGACCUCAAUGGUGGAACAGGUGGGCGAAGCUACUUUGAACUCAACGGCUAUGAAGACGGAUGAAGGCUACAAUUAAUCCAUCAGCUCCAGUCGUCAUGGUUUCCACGCCAUUGGAAUCAGUUGGUUAAUUUGUGAAGUAUUGUGUGCUUCUUGCAGUGCAACAUCAAGCACACAUUAAACAAAUACACGCACAGGCGUCUUCGCUCAUCAUCCUUGACCUCGAGGGAUAGCCACGACGAUAAUGACGAUCUCCUGCACAUUUACAGCUGAGAAUACUUACUGCAGCUAUGGUUAGUGUGACACUAUUGCAGUGGCAGUGAAUCGGGUUCAAUUCCCAUCACUAAGGUGCCUGUACAGACUCCCCAUGAUGCAUGGGUUUCCUCCAGUGCUUUCGUUUCUCCCCACUUCCCAAGGAUACUUGGGUUGGUAGGAUAAUUGGUCCCAUGAAGGUAUACGGCUCAUUGGGAAGAUGGCAGGCUCUUUGCACCAUUAAGAACUUUACGUACUGCAGGUCUAUCCCAUUAGUGAGCUGCUCAUCAGUGAAGCAGCUGGCCCUGCUGCAGUUCGUGUCACUGCCUGCUACAGGAAGCAUUCAGAGUUGGUGUGCAAAAGACAUUGGCUGUCUAGUCGUGAAGGAUUGUCUUAGGUGAUUCUUUUGCAGUCACAAAAUUGGUUACAUAAAUUGCUGCAAGCCUGCUUUCCUUGUGCAUUGGUGGGGGUGGAGGUGGGCUUGGGUGGAGGGAGAUGUGUACUAUAUAUGCCUUGAACUAUAUAUUGCUGUCCGUACUGUUUGUUGCAACUUGGCCCCAGAAGAAAGCUGUUUCAUUUGGGUACUCAGGUAUGGUUAAAUGAUAAACUUGAAGUUGAAUAUUAAGUGCCUCUUACUGUGCUUUUCCCUAACAUUGUACAUUGAUGUAUCUAAUAUGAAUUAUUUUAUUUUAGAGUGUGUCUGCUAUCAUGAGUCAAAGCAUCACAGUAUUACUAAGUAAGAACAGCUGAGUUUAACUGGAAUUUAGAUAAUGUUAUGUUUUACACUAUUGUUAUCAAUGCCAAAUGUGAGAUGUUAUUUUUGGUCAGUCAUUUAUGUUUACCAUUACACAAAUGUUUUCCUGUUAGAAGUUUUAAUUACUAUCCUGCCAAAAGUUUGGGACAUCUGCAAUCCUGGUGGUGUCAGAACCUCUUCCGUGAAUGGGAAUUUUAUUUGAAAACUGAAGUGGGAGAGAAGCAGAUAUUCAGUGCAAAAAAAGGUAAUUAAGAUAAGGAAAUCGUGAUUGGAUCAUAAAGACAAGAGAAAACAGUAAACAAUUCUGAUAUGUCUGUCCUUGGUCUCUUCCACUACCAUGAUGAGGCCUAACUCAGGAUGGAGAAGCAACACAUUCAGUCUAGGUAACCUCCAGUCUGAUGGCACGAACAUCGAUUCCUCCAUCGUUCAGUCAUUGCUCCCCCCAACCUUCACUCUUUUUCCAUUCCCCAUUCUGAUUACCCUCUCAGCCCCAACUCCACACCUGUCAAUCACCUCCCCCUGGUUCUCCUCCUCCUUUCCCCUCUCCAUGGUCCACCCAUCACUUCUCACCUUCUCUCUUUGUUCACGCUCCCCCACCCACCUUCUCUCUCACCUAAUCAACUGCCAGCUCGUACUCCAUUCACUCCUCACUGGAGGAGAAGCACAUUCAUAACACUGAAUUCCAUUAAAUUUCUCCCACCACUUUGCCAGAAAAUUCCAAGCCAAUAAUUGUUCCCACAUCAAAACUAGCUUUGUGGAACACUCCACUAGACAUACCUGAUGUCAAUGGUUCAAUGGUUCCAUUUAAUAUCAGAGAAUGUGUACAGUAUACAACCUUAAAUUCUUUCUCUUCGCAGACGUCCACAAAAUGGCAGGAAAAAAAUGCAAAAAAUGAAACGACAGAAAAUCGUUACAGCCCAAAUCCCCCAUUUCCUCUUCCCACACACAAGCAGCAGCAAAGCAUCAACCAUCCCCUGAAAUAAAAGCAGAGAUUUGUAAAAUCUCCCAACUUAUUCUGAAGUCAGUCAGAAUUAUAUUCAAGCCACAUUGGGUCAUAUUUUACUGAUGAUGUGUUGAACAGGUUUUUGAAUGUUUGAACACCCCCGAUUGGUUCCUCCACUUAUAUACAAACAAAAUUAAGUGUCAUUAAGUCAGUUGAUAGAGCUGGGUUACAUCGUGACUCAACUACAUUACCCCUCAGUAAGGCUUAUCAACACUUCUGCUUUCUAAUUCACCUCUCCAGACUCCCAUGCCUUCUUUAUAUCCUCUUGUCACACUCCUGUGCCUAGAAACACAGUCAAUCUAGGUAUAAUAUGCCAGCUUGUGUAUUUAUAUUUAUUGUGUGUUUUUAUUAUUGUGUUCUGUACCUUAUUGAUUUUUGUGCUGUAUUGGAUCUGGAGUAACAAUAAUUCUGUUCGCCUUAACAUUUCUGUAUUGGAAAUGACAAAACAGUCUUGAAUCUUGAAAUAUUUACACACACACACACCACCCCCACUGGUUGACCCCUCUCCCACUCCUCCAUCUGUCCAUCUCACACACACACACACACACACACACACACACACACACACCACCCCCACUGGUUCCCCUCUCCCACUCCUCCAUCUGUCCAUCUCACACACACACACACACACACACACACCCCUACCUGGAGGAACUCAGCAGGUCAGGCAACAUCUAUGGAAAGGAAUAAAGAGCAGAUACUUUUGGCUGAGACCCUUCAUCAGGACUCGAAAGAAAUAAGGGUGAAUCUAGAAUAAGAGGAGGAGAAGGAGUACAAGGUGAUAGGUAAAGCCAGGUUUGGGGGAGGAACAUGGCUGUGUGGAGAAGGGCAGGGUGUGAAGUGAAAAGCUGGGAGGUGAUAGGGGGAAAAGGUCAAGGGCUGAAGAAAAAAGGAUCUGAUAGGAGAGGAGAGUGGACAACUGGAGGAAGGGAAGGAAGAAGAGCAGAGAGAAGUGAUGGUCAGGUGUGAAGAGAAACUGUGAGAGGGAAGCCAAGAUGGGAAUGGAAGAUGAGACAAGGUGGAGGGGGGAAAUUACCAGGAAUUUGAGAAAUCAGUGUUCAUGCUGUCAGGUUGAAAGCUAUGCAGUCAGAAUAUGAAGUGUUGUUCCUCCAAACUCAGAGGCAGUGGUGGCCCUCUAACCCCAGGACAGGCAGCCUCUGGGCUUCUGACCUCUAGGCCAUGGUACCAGACUUGCACACAUUUGGGCCUUUGGCCUCCAAACUUGCUGAGCUCAGAGUCUAUAAUCAUUGUACCUCACGACUGUGUAUUCUGCUCUGGUUCCCUCCCUCAUCCCGAAAGUGGGUUGAAACCAAACACCAAGAGCCCUUUUGUCUGGCAGAAUUUUGUUGGCCCUCCAGCACAGCGAGAUGUCUGUGGAGGGAAUGCUGCAGAAGUGUGUAUUGACGGAUGCAGUGUAACUCAGCACAAACACUGAGCAGAGGCUCCAUGGGGAAAGAUUCUGCUGCCACCAGACAUUGAGGUGCUGAGUCCUGUGUAGCAGCUGUUCAUACACUUGAAGAGUGUUUUAUGUGACGUCUGUGAACAGUGGAUUUUGGAGAAAGCUGUGCCCUUGUUAUGAAGUGUAUUUUUCUAAAUGUUCUAAGUGCAGUAGUAAUUUUAUUAUACUUAUUUCAAUAUUUAUGUCAAUAUUUUUAAUAUUUAUGUCAAUAUUUUUAAUUAUGGUUUUUAGUGAGCGGUCAGCAAUGCAGAGCAGAGAAACAGGCCCUUGGGCCCAUCAACCUCAUGCUGACCUAUUUACACUAAUCCCUGUCAACUUCCCCCGGAUUCUACCACUCACUCACACACUUGUGGGCAGUUUUGUCAUAGGCCAAUUAGCCCGCUGGCCAACAUGUUCUUUGGUGGGAUGUGGGUGGAAUCAAAACACUCGAGGGGUGGGGGGGAGAAUGCGGUCACAGGGAGAGCAUGCAAACUCCACACACAGACAGCGUGUGGAGAUCGAACCCAGGUCUAUGGUGUGAGGCAGAGUGAUGAUCAGCUGCACAACUGUGCUGCCUAACUUGAAAACAUAUUUUAACUUUGUAAAUACCUGUUCCUGCAACAUGGCAUUGUUGCCUGUGGUCGUGCAAUGGUGGUGCCUGAAUACGCGGCAACAAUUGCAUGCUUCACCUAGCUCAUCUUUAGUACGUUGGUUGUUAACACAAAUAACACAUUUCACUCUAUGUUUUGAUGUACAUAUGAUAAAUACUGCAAGUUUGAAUCUGAAUCUGUGAUAGUCUGGGCUGUAUCCACCACUUUCUGUGUAGUGACAGUCAUUGCUACAUCAGUUCGGUAAAAUAAAUAUAAGCAGAUGGAGCUGAGUGCGGGAGAGUAGUGAGAGGACAGCUCCGAGGUUCGCUGAAUUAGCUUAAAUACUACACAAGAAUAGAUCCAUGAGACUGAAGAAUGAAAUUGUAGAGGUGUAUAAAGUAAUCAGGGCCAGACAUUUUGUAGGGUGGGAUACACUCAGGACAACAAACACUUUUUUAUGGUCUUAAUUCCUUUAUCUGUUUUAGAUGUUUUAAUGCAGAAAGAGGGUAUCAAAAUAAAAAGAACAAAAUGAAUUUAAAGAAAUGCACAGUUCCUGCUGUUACAAUCUCAGCUUAACUUCAGUCCACACACUUGUUUGUCAACUAGUUACGUAUGCAGUAUGAAAAUAAAUUAAACAAAAUAUACAAAAGCAAUACGGUAGUGGCAAUUCUAAAAAAAAUACAAACAACAUCAGAGUCCCACCAACCCUGUACCUUGUACACAAUGUCGAGAAUAUGAAUAAAUAUAUCUCAUCUUAAUUAAGAUGUACACUCACUUUGGCACACAGGUAUUUAAUUUCCAAACACAUAUAGGCUAGACCCUGAAACAAAUUCUCCUAGUGCAUGACACUAGGCCAAUGAGGAACUUGGCACGACCACGCUAUCCAGCACUGACACCCUUCUUGUGAAGAUCUUUCCUCACCAUAUGGGCAGUGUUCCUGGGGGGAAAAGAAGCAGCUCCCGGGACUGGAUGUCCAUCCUUCUAGAACAUUGUAACUCCUGUUUCUACUCCACAUGUAGAUAAUGAUGUCACCAUUUUCUCUUAAAAGCACAGUCAGCUAUUUUAGCUUACCGGGGUGCAUACAGAAGGGCACUUUAACAAUAAAAAUCAGUCAGAGAAAUGGUAAGCAUCCUCGAUUAUUCACUCACUUUAAAGGUACUUUUAACCUCUUUGAUUGCUUCUGAACUUGCUCUAGCCAGUAUCUGUGACACAGCUGCAGGACUUAUGGAGGCCACAUCUAGGACUGACCUUGGUUUGUGAUGUGGGUUACAGUGCUGUCCAGCAUUUACUCUUUUACUCCUGUGGGGUACCACAACAGGAGGGCCACCAACAUCUGACCCUGUAUCAUCAGUCACAGGUGCUACAGUCUCAGUUCCAGAAGGUAUGCAGUCAAGGAUGUGCUCAAGAUUCUGUACACCCUGUUCCAACACAUCAUCUAUCAAUAUCACCUCAUUCUCCAAGUCCUCAGAAACUGAAUCACGUCCCAGUACAGGGCUAGCCUGAAUUCUAGGAGUUUGUAGUCUCCUUUGAGGAGCUGCAGUGGGCUCUCCCACAAUAGGAGACAUCCUCUGAAAAUCCACUCUAUCUCACCCUUUCAAUAUUCGAUAAUUUUCAAUGACAUUUUCCCUUCUCAUUCUUCUAAACACCAGUGAGUUGAAGCCCAGACCAAUCAAACACUUUUCAUACAUUAACCCUCCGUUCACUUGGACAGAACAUGAUUUUAUAUGCGUUUACUAAUUUUUUGGGAUGUGGACAUUGCUGAACAUUCCAAUUUUCUUCCAUUGCUUGCAUAAGGUACAACAUUAAGCUUAUCACCUCAACCCCACCCUAUCAGAACUGUUCCUUUUAUCCUAUCCACCCCUUCCCCACCUUCUCUACAACUUCAACAUUAACUUCAUCACUGUUCUGACCGAAGUUCUCCACUCUGAAAUAUUCUGUUUCUCUUUCAGAAAUAUCACCCACCCUGCUAAAUGUUCCCACUUUUUUUUAUAUUUGCACCAUCUGUGGUCCUGUUAAAAUUUCCCUCCUCCAUGUUAUUGGGGAAAUAGAAGCUCAUAAUGUUGGAGGUCAUGUUUUGGUGGUGGGGAGCAAGAGGCAACAAGUUGAAUGUCUCUGAAUGCAAGUUGAAUGCAUCUUCUCACCGACUCAACAGUGAUAAAGUUGCUCUUGUCCUCACCUACUACACCAUGAGCCUCUGCAUCCAACACAUCGUUCUCUGCAACCUCUGCCAUCUCCAAAGGGAUCCUACUACUAACAUAUCUUUAUCACCCUCUCACUUUCUGCUUUCCACAGGAAUCGCUUCCUCCAUGAUUUCCUGUGAUUCGUUUUCUUGUAGGCAUUCAGAUCAGACACAAAGAGCAUAAAGGAAUCAUUGAAAAGUUACACUCAAAGACAAACACCCAACGUGCAAAAGAUGAUAUACUGCGCAAAUACAGAAAAAACAAAACAAAUAGAUAAUAUAUUUAUUAGUUGUGAAUAGUUUUCAUCUUAUUUAAGAAAAAGUGUAAAUACACUACAAUCUGAUCAAGGAAGGUUUGCUAAGCUGAAACCUGCAUUGGAAACCUGUCAUUGGAGCAUGGGUUUGCACUUGCUGUAGCUUAAAAGAGUGAGAAAAAACUAGAUUUAAACAUGAAGACCCUGAGAUAUACUGACAGUGGGUAUGGAAAUGAUAUUUCCUCACUGAAGAUUGUAGACAGGGGUUUAGUGAUUAAAAUAAAGUGUUACCUAUUUGAAACUAGGUGAACAGUUUUUCUCUCUUCCUCAAGGCACAAUAGACAUAGUGUUUGAGUGUUUUUAUGGCAGUGGCUGGGGCUGUUUUUCUGAGCGAGGCAUUGGAAGCUUACAGGGGAUGGACAUGAAUGCAGAAAAGCCUAAAAAAAAGUGGAUAUAGCCCGUUCCAUCACAGUAACAGUCUUCUCCAACACUUACCACAUCUACAACGAGCACUGCCACAAGACAGCAACAUCCAUUAUCAAGGAUCCCUCUCCCCCAACUCUCUUCUCGUUGCUGCGAUCAGGAAGGCGGUACAGCAACCUUAUGUCCCACGCAACCAGGUUCAGGAACUAAUUAUCUUUGCACCUCUUCUGGAUCCUUUUCAAUGCCAGUUCAUCUUUUCUUAGAUAAGGGGCCCAGACUGCUAACUGCAUGGAUACUCCAAGUGCUGCCUGCCCAAAGCCUCAGCAUUACAUCCUUAUGUCACUAUUACAUCACUCAGACACCUAUCUGAGGGAACAUUGGAUUCUGUAUUUAUAUUGCACGUAUACAUGUACAUCACCCCAAGCUGACAGCAUUGCAAUAACAUUUGCAAACUAGAGAAUAUGUAAACCUCAGGGUAAAUUCAUCAAGACAUGUCAGUCACAUCCAACAUAUUUGUUUCAGACUUCACAUUGUGACUAAUUUAUUGUUGAGGACAUUUUCUGUGAAAUGGGUGACCCAGAGGUGCACUGCCCUCACUGUUCCAGUGACCCAUUUGUGAUACUAACCUCCAGCCUCCUCUAUGUGGAGUUUGCACGUUGUUCCUGUGACCAUGAGAUUGGGCCGGGUGCUCUGGUUUCCGCCCACUUCCCUGGGUGAGGGGAGGGGGUGGUAGAUGGAUAAACUGGUCACCCUAUACUGCGCCUGGUGUGUGGCUGAGGGGUGGGAUCUGUGAGAAGCUGGGAAUGUGGAGUGAAUUAAAUAAUUCUAGGAUUAGUGUUGAAUAGUCAGCAUGGACUCGAUGGGAUGAAGGGCCUGUUUCUGUGCUAUAUCUCUCCCUGACUAAUUUAUUUUUGGCUCUGGUCUGCUCUUCCUGUUUGAUCAAUCACUGUCUCCAUUUUUCUGUCUCAGUCUUUAUCUGUCUAUCUUACUCUGUCUGAAUGCAUUCAGUGGCCACUUUAUUAAGUACACUUCGUUAAUGCAAGAACCUAAUCAGCCAAUCAUGUAGCAGUAACUCAGUGCAGGAAAAACAAGCAUUCAUGAUUAAGAGGUUCAGUUGUUGAUCUGACCAAAUGUCAGAAUGGGGAAGAAAUGUGAUUAAGUGGCUUUGACUGUGGAAUUGAUUGUUGGUGCCAGAAGGAGUGGUUUGAGUAUCUCAGAAACUGCUGAUCUCUUGGGGUUUUCACACAACAGGCUCUGGAGUUUACAGAGAAUGGUGCAAAAAUAAACAAAACAAAAAAAAUCCAGUAAGCGGCAAUUCUGUUGGGGAUAACGCCUUGUUAAGGAGAGAGGUCAGAGGAGAAUGGCCAGACUGUUUCAAGCUGACAGCAAGGCAACAGUAACUCAAACAAACACAUAUUACAACAGUGGCAUGCAGAAGAGCAUCACUGAACACACAACACGUCAAACCUUGAAGUGGAUGGGCUACAGCAGCAGAAGACCAUGAACAUAGUAGAUGCUGUAACAUGAAUGGAGUUAGUGAGACAAAUCAAUAACAAAUGCAAGGAUUAAGAAGCAUAUUAUUACAUUCCAGAUAGAAAUGGCGAAAGAAAUAGACUGCAGCAGGUAAUUAAUUGCUUUUAAUUCAACAUUGUUGUUUUUUUAAUUGAUGAUCUAUCACAAAUUUAUUAGAAUGUCACUGGCUGAUUGAGUAAAUUCAGAGUACACUUUCAGGCUGUGCUAAUAGGAUAACUCAGUCAGAAACCAAAGGGAACAUUAGGUUGAUUAGCAGCUCCACCCAAUAACCCACCCUUCCACACCCCCACUACUGUUUUAUUAAUUCCUGUCAGUCACCUGCGUACAGACAUUCCUGUACCUAGCAUCACUUUAUCGACAUAUAAUCAGUGCUGUGUAUGUAAGCUAUGGGAUGUAUUUAUAAUUAUUGUGUUUUUUUAUUACAAUGUUCUCUAUCUUAUUGUUUUUCUAUUUAGUGUUGUUUAUCUUAUUGUUAUUUUAGUAAAUGUCCUUUAUCUUAGAGUGUUGCGGUGGGAUACGUCUCUACCAAAGGAGGUGUAAGGCACUCCUUCCCUCCAGUAACCUGCAGGUCACCCUUGGGCAAAGUGUAGCACCUGCUUAGCCCCCGCCCCACCCACCCCAGGGUCAUGUGAAGCCAUAGGAGCAGG